Molecule: messenger RNA, 1329 nt
Organism: Emiliania huxleyi CCMP1516
Lineage: Eukaryota; Haptophyta; Isochrysidales; Noelaerhabdaceae
Exons: 5
Coding region: 1-1329 (442 amino acids)
Source: RefSeq, a predicted model, not a curated record
AUGGCCCCCCAGCAGGGUUCCGAGAGCCGCUUCCAGAAUCAGACCCCAGUACACGCCCCGGAGCGAUGCAAACUCGUCGGCGGCGGGACCUUUGGCAAGCGUACUUGGGCGGCCUCCGCCGUCGGCUACCUCGCCGGCCUCGAGCACAGCCUGCAUCGCAUGAGCAUAUGCGGCGAGUCGAGCAGUCUCUUUCGCCACUCGCAUAUGUUCAUCCUCGGAAUGCUCGCUUGCGUCGACUCGAUGAGAGAGAACGAUAUACUCGGCGCGCGAGCGGAGAGGUUCAUGAUGACGCUCUACAUUCGCUGGUUUGCUUUGGCGACCCUCGUGGCCGGGUCGCUCUCUGCGUCGUGCCCCUUCCGCGAAGGAGGGAGUAAAGACGACCAGUCAUACAAGCUCCUGGCUGCCCACUGGGGCGCGCAAGAAGGAUGCGCGCCCGACCCGGCCCCGUGGGAUGCGGUCGGCAUCCCGCGCCCGACCAACACGUACUCCAACUCUAUCGCCAUGAUUUUCUUCCCGGAUUUUGAGGUCCUCGACAUCUACGGCCCUAUGGAGAUGCUGCUGGCGCCCACGCAUGACAACGGGUCCAAAGACUUCUAUGUCGUCUCGUGUUCUACAUCCCCGCAUGUCCGCCACAGGAACGAUAAGCUCGACAGGAGCCCGAUCACUGUCGCGGACUAUUCGCUUGAAGAUUGCCCGGUGACGGAGUCGAUUCUGAUUCCUGGCGGCAACGGCGCUUGGUGGAAGGGCGGAGAAGGGAACUGCAGCAAGUGUCGCGGGAAGAAGCUGCAGCCCCUCGUGAACUUUGUAAAAGCUCGAGCGGCGUUGACGGAAACCAAACGCAUCAUCAGCGUCUGCAGCGGAGCGACCAUCUUGGCAGCGGCCGAAAUUCUCAACGGUCUCAGUGCGACAUCAAACAAGAAUCUGAUGAGUGGCUGGAACGCGACCCCCACAUCGAGGCCCGCGAUCGACUGGCAGUACGACCAACGCUGGGUCCGUGCCGAAAGGGCGGGGCCACCAACCAACCCCGAGCUCGAAAUCUGGACCAGCUCCGGCGUCAGCGCCGGCAUCGACAUGACCCUGACGAUGAUGAACACCAUCAGUCCCGGCAGCGGAGAUGCCGCUGCGAAGUACGCCGAGUAUCGCCACAACAACAGCACAGCCGAAUGGGCCGAUCCCUGGAGCAUCACCCCCCUCCAGCUGGACGAGCUUCAGAAACCGUGCAAUGUUUCCGAAUAUCUGCCCUGCGGAGCGGAGAUUUCUCCCGAGCAGCGCGAGCGGUUCGAGAAGCGCUCGAGCGAGCCCGGCCGCUUAAGCGUUUCUCCUAUCUAG